GCUGUUCGGAUCAGCAACACUGACUGUACUUCUGGCCAGCGCGUGCGGAUUCUACACAUGAAGCGACUGGAUUUCUCGAUAAAAAGGAUCUGUGGAGAUUUAAUUCGACUCGAGUUGAACAGGUUUGUGAAGUACGAGAAGAUUGAGCUUAAUUCAUUUUGGAACAUGGAAACGAGUGUUCAGAAACGGCUCGAUGUUCUCGAUCGCUCUUCGAAAACGCGUGUUUUAUCUGGAUAGUAUUUUCCACCGUCGCGUUUUUUUGUUUCUUUACGUUGGACCUCAUGGGAAAGAUUUCACAGUGGGAUUACGAACUCCUCUGAACGUGUUUCUCUUCAGCGUGGAAUAACCGAUACGAUGUGGCAUUGAUGGAUACGGCGAUUCUGCUACAACCUGUUACAUUCUGGAAUGUUUGGAAUCCUUUGAAGUGGACGCGGCGCACCGCACAAUAAUGGAGUCAUUAUGACGUCACGUUAUCAAUCACGACGCGCGGGAAACAACAGGGGGAAUCAGUAAUAAUAUCGAAUAAUAUCGGCCUCUUAUUCAAACUCUCUCUUUUUGCUCAUUUAAAUCAAUGCUCCCGCCAGGAGUUUGUCCGCUGUCAAUCACUGGCUAUCUGUCAUAUUCCAUCACCUGUCAAUCAUGCGCUGUCAGUGAUACAGGCCAAUCAACAGCCAGCGUUUAAAAGUAAAGCUCCAUUUGGAAUUCAUUCCUAUUGCUUAAAUUGAGCAUUGGCGCUCUGACUGAUUUAGUUUGGACAGUUUCCGUCAGUAAGCACCGGGGUUUUGGAGUGUUUGGUUGUUUUGUGAACAGUGCAUAAUGUAUGGCCGGAGCCCGCAGCCGCUGCCGGGACAAUGAGGGUUCCUGUGCGGCGUUUGGCCGGGCUCUGGCCGUGGCUGCUCAUGGCUGCCUUGCAGGUGGCGCUGGGCCACACGGGCCUGGAAUUGGCCGCUGCCGUGGAGUCCGAACGGUCCGCUCCCCGAGCCACUAUCACGGUGAAGCUGCUGAAGCAGGAGUCCACCGGCAGGCCCAUCACCCUGGAAGGGCUGUUCGUCCGCGGCAGCGAGGGCAAAGCUCAGGGGAAACUUAUGCAGUCCCACCCGCUGUCUCUGUGUAACACCAGUGAAGAUGAGCGUCAGGAGAGCAUCUUCAUCAGCAUCGUCAAACUGGAGAGCCCAGAGAGCAAAGUGCCACAGUGCCAACCGCUGCUGGAUAAAGCUCGUCUGGCUCUUCAGAGAGGAGCUCAAGCCGUCAUCUUCGACAUCUCUGAUGAUCCUGCCGCUGCUCAGGAGUUGCGUGACGGAAGCUCAUUGGCUGAUCCAGUGGUGCUGGUGACAUCAUCAGAUGCAGAAGAGCUGAUGGGACUCGUCAACAAGAAUGAAGAAGCAAUGGUCUACAUCAACAUUAUGAUUGAUUCUCCAACCUGGCCUCAUUAUGAUGUUGGCAUCCUGUUGACCGUGGCUCUGGUUGUGUUGGCCAUCAUCAUCAUUUUUGUUCUGCGUUACCGCUGCCGCUCCAGCAGAACCUCGGACUCUGUGCAUCAACAGACCAUGCGUGCCAUCAGCCGGCUGGAGACGCGCACGUACAGCUCUGGAUCCCAGCGUUCCCGAAUCGCUACGGGCUCUAACAGCAGCUCCAGCUCCAGCCCAAUCUGUGCCAUCUGCCUGGAGGAAUUCAUGGAUGGACAGGACUUGAGAAUCAUCUCCUGUGCUCAUGAGUUUCAUAAGGAGUGUGUGGAUCCCUGGCUCCUCCAGCACCGAACCUGCCCACUGUGCAUGCACAACAUCAUGGGUAAACUGCCUCAGGGUUCAGACCUGGCAUCCCGUCAGCCCCAAAGGAGUCGACUGCCACCCCCUCUACCCGAACACAGUCAGGCCUUCCUCCUUCCCCAUCACUACUCAAACCAGCACCCGUACCCUCAACACCACGUCCCUUUUUCCCUUCGGCAUCACCAUCCCCGCACCCCUGGACCGUUACCCCAAACGGGUCACUAUGGUAACUCUCCCCCUGUUCAUCCACGCACUCUCCAUUGCUUUCCUAGCAGACCUUUGGGAGCAAGUUGUGCAUACCAUCCAGAUUCCCAUCAUGGACGUACACACAGAACAAGUGCACACAAUUGUCGAACCGUAGGGCAUCACUAUGCAACCCCGAGGCGAUCAUGUCUACGUUGUCCCGGAGCAGCCAUACGGAGCGCUUCAGGUUCUCGAGUGCAUCAUAUUGCAUCAUCUGCAAACCAUAUAACUCAUCAUCAUCAUCUUCUUCCUCGUGCUGGAGCUUCACACAGUCGAAACGACGAUGGCAGCUGCUCAGGAGGGAGUUAUCAUACGGAGCGUAGCGGUUACCUUGCUGACGGGCCCGCUAGUGACUCCAGCUCCGGAUCUUGCCACGGAUCUUCCAGCGACUCCGUAUUGAACUGUACUGAUGUCAGUCUGCAGGGGGUCUAUGGCAGCUGGUCUACUUUUCGGAGCUCACUUAGUAGUGACUAUGACCCAUUUGUGUACUACGGACCAGGAACAGCGGCUCGUAGAGGGAGCAUGGAGGCUACGCAGAGACCUCGAUCACUGGACUCGGUGGUAAACCGUGCUGGAGAUCCCAGUGCUGGCUGUUCAGAAGAGCAGCAACAGGUGGCUGUGUUCAGUCAUGUCCACUAUCACAGGCAUAGGCACCACUAUUACGAGGACGGAGAACUCAAUCAAGGGCCCGCACGUGUUUCUGAUGAGGAUCAAAAUCCCACGUCCCCAAAUACAGCAACCGGCGGCCCCUGCAACUCAAACAAAGACAAAGACUCCUCUGCGGUUUGUCAGGUACAGCACCAGUCAUGCCACUGCCCCAAAACAGACCUCAAAACAGUUGAGGAAAGAAAUCUGGACCCUAUUUCUGCAUCUGUGGCUCCUUUAACCUCUCCGUCCCCAUCUUGUUGCCACAAAUCCCCCGGAUGGACCCCUAGACGGAAAACAACCGGAUGUCCAUCACCAGUUGUUCACUUCCAUCAAAACCUGGACCUUCAGGAUGAUUGUAGCAUUCAUAUCCACUACGGACAGGGAGCAGGGAGCUAUUGCUGUACACCUCCACCGGAUAUAGCCCCAAAAUUGGUGCCUGUACCACUGAUUUUGGACUCGACGGGUAUUCCCGAGUGGCCGUGCUGUGGUGGGACGCAUGUUGUAUGGCAAAAACAGGUACAGCAGGCACAUUCGGAGCCUCAGCUUUUAGGCCCCACUUCUGGAGUGGAUAAUAGACCCCUUUGUAGGGCUCAUUACAGCCCAGGGGACGAACUUCCAGUGGAUAUUUGCCUGUACUGCCAAACUCUACACAAUAGUCAGGGGUCAGAGGAAGAAUCUGGUGUUUGAGAAAACUCUUCCUCCAAAACUCCUCACGCUGCUACACAAGAGCCGAAUUGGACAAAUAAGAAUCUCUUCGGCGAUGAUCUCUCGCUGUCUCUGUCACACACAUGUCGAGUCUUCCAGAUAAUUCCAAACAAAACACCCACAAUCUCCAGACCUCAGAUUGUCCUUCAAACUAAGAUUUGCAAAGGAAUUACAGAUGAUUAGAUGGGUUUUUCUAUGUACUCGUCAGUAGUAACUUGCUGUUACUGGCACCACAUGGCCAAAGCAAGUCAGGUUCGGUACACUCAAGGUACGUUAUCGAUCCAACCGUGACAUUUAACAAGCAAAAAAGCUGUGUUAAUUGAUCGAUGUGGUUACUAAAGGCAUUUUGUCUUCCUUUGGUUUAAGGCAAGAUUCAUUUAGUACCUUCUCUCAUAUACAGCUUAUUAGUUAUUUUCAAUGAAGCCUGUAGCAAUACAUACAUGAUAUAGGGUAACUGAUUUAUAUACUCUGUGAUAGUAUAUAGACACUUCUUUCUAUGCAAAC
This is a messenger RNA of Danio aesculapii, 3866 nucleotides long. RefSeq names its product E3 ubiquitin-protein ligase RNF43. Bases 852 to 3344 code for a protein of 830 amino acids. Gene Ontology annotation, molecular function: frizzled binding; ubiquitin protein ligase activity. The record is from RefSeq and is a predicted model, not a curated record. Lineage: Eukaryota; Metazoa; Chordata; Actinopteri; Cypriniformes; Danionidae. The transcript has 10 exons. Gene Ontology annotation, biological process: ubiquitin-dependent protein catabolic process; Wnt receptor catabolic process.